Molecule: messenger RNA, 2553 nt
Organism: Fusarium falciforme
Lineage: Eukaryota; Fungi; Ascomycota; Sordariomycetes; Hypocreales; Nectriaceae
Exons: 4
Coding region: 133-2553 (806 amino acids)
Source: RefSeq, a predicted model, not a curated record
AUCAUCACUUUCAGCCAGGCUGUCGGCGCUAAACCCUCAUCAGAGCUUUCCCCAACCUCUCUGAAUAGCAUAAGAACGAUCUGUUCCAUCGCCAGUCCAUGCACGAGAGCAGCCGCCGUCGCUACGUCAUUCAUGUCUUCAUGCUCUGCUUUCGACCGGCCACAGUCGGUUCAAGGCUCCCCGCUCUCGCCGGCAGGCCUUCACAAGCUUUUAUCCAGCAUCACGAGGAUACGAAAGACGUGCCAGCAUGUUUCUGACAUUGUCAAUAUUCCCUGGCUCUCGUCUGAAAGCUGGAGGCCGCCGGUGGCAAUAUCCACCGAAGAUCCUGUCUUGCCAUCCUUUGACCACAAAAUCUUGACAAGAGCUGCUCACUUCUGCCUGAGCACCUUUGGCAUAGAUGAAGAUUGUCUAGACUUUGCAAAGAGGGCCCCUCCUGCAUCGACACCUAUUUGGGAAUCCGAUUCUCUUCACUUUCCUUCUAAGCCGACUAGUCUUCUACGGUCCUUACACAACUUUCUCAAGCCUUACCCACAUUCUUCUUUGUUCUCCAUCAAGUUUACCCUGCGCGCUCUUCGCUGGUGUUGUGGGCUUUUGAUGACAGAAAACAGUUGUUCGCCAGAUUCUUUGGUCUAUGUUCGAUCGGAUAAAUACCUAGAAAAAAGGAGUGGCAGAGGAAAUCCCUCUGGCAACAUUUCAUUUGUCGAAGUUUCUUCUCCUUCAAAUUGGCGACGCGAGAAUGCGAACAAGUCGGUCUUAGGCCCUAACUAUCCAUUCCAAGUGUUGAAUCCUUCUAGUCAAGCAGACCUUAGCAGCCCGCUAUGUGUUUUAUUUGUCGAAGAGAGCAGAGAGCAACCGUCUAUUCGUGGACCAUGUACAGGCUCUGCAGCUGCGCAUGAUAUCUUGCAGGGCGAUGGUGUUAAAGGAUGCGAUCGGAUGACAAGAAACUAUUUAUCCAAGUCUGAUGGCUCCAGCGAUCCAGAAGACAACGCAGAGUGGAACAAAAGAGUAGAGGACAGCAGUUCAAGGGCGCCAGCGGACGGCGAAACAUCGAAAAAGCCAUCGAAAAGCCAGAGACCAAACUCCCACUACGACGAAGGUACAAAUGGGACAACGAAAACGGACAAAAAACGAAAACGAGACUCGCCCGAGAGAGACGACGACGACUUUGACGAUUCUGGCAGAGGCGGCGGCAGACCCAAUAGCGGCAAGAGAAGGAAGGAUGAGGAAGAAGAAUCGGAAAAGAACAAAUUCGCAUGCCCAUUCUACAAGAAUGAUCCGCAGGCAUUCAGGGCAUCCAGGACAUGCGUAGGACCUGGCUGGUCCAGUGUCCACAGGGUCAAGGAACAUAUCUUUCGCCGGCACAUGUUAUCAGAUACUCAAUGCCACGACUGCAUGGAAGACUUUGAAACACAUGUUGCGCUUGACGAACACCUCGAGACUCCAUGUCGACUGAAGCCACCUCUAAAACCACAUGGCAUCAACAAAAAGCAAGAGGGACAGUUAAGAAGUAGAAAGAUGUAUCAAAAGUCUCUCGAUGAAGAGGAAAAGUGGCGUGCCAUAUACAAGAUCAUUUUCCCAGAUGCGCAAGGCAUUCCCAGUCCUUACUAUGAACCAGAGGUUCCUGAGUUCCCAGACUACUAUCGACAGAUGUUUUUACGAAAACUGCCUGGAAAUGUUACAGAGCAGUUGAUAGCGCCGGGAUCAGAGUUGAUGAAACACAUCACAACCAAUGCGGUAGCAAACCAGCAAAUCUCAACAAGAGAUGCUGGUAGGAAAUUGAGUGGAGGAUACACCUUGCCAAGUUCAACCCAGGUAUCAGCGAAGGAACAACUGGUACAGCAGAUCCAAAACGCGGUAGAGGCUGCGGUGCGAAAGACUCUCUCGCAGGUGGACGCACCAAAACAAUCGAAUAGCGAGCCCCCGAUUCCAACCCUGAAAUUUGAAGAUCUCGAGGAGGACACAAAAGUCCCGAUGGAGAAGGGGACACAAGCUCAGCCUGCAGGCCCGGCUCUACUGCAAGAUAAUCUGCUGCAACCCCAAAGCAUGGCUGGAGUCGGGUUGAAACCUGAGUACCAGACCCCCACCAGCUCAGUUUUGAGUCUUUCGCCUGAUCCGCAGUUUGGAGGUAUGGCUGAACCGAUUCUCCUGCACCCAGCCGGGCCAACCCCCGAGGAGCUUGAAUGGCGGUUCUCGCUUGACGAGACUACCUCUGAUAGUUUAUUCCAGCAUACAGCUAGAGAGAGCGCGAUUCCAGAACCUGGCCGCCUCACUAACAUCUGGGACAACAGUCUCACUAUCCCGUCAGGUGGGAUAUACGCAUCCACUAGCCCAGGUUUAAACCUAUCUGUUUCUGGGCCGGCAAUCGUUCAAAAUCAAGGGCAUUUCUCUGUGCCAGAGGCACAACUGGAAAACUUUCAGCUUGACUCCUGGAACUUUGAGCCUAUACGGUCUGCCGACUCGGGGUAUGAGUCUAUUGCUGGUCCUUCGGACAGUAACGGUCUUGAAAAUUUGGAUACCGACUACCUGUUUUUCCAAUCGGACCUCCAAGGAUGA